Molecule: messenger RNA, 2058 nt
Organism: Klebsormidium nitens
Lineage: Eukaryota; Viridiplantae; Streptophyta; Klebsormidiophyceae; Klebsormidiales; Klebsormidiaceae
Source: the annotation of a GenBank genome assembly
CUGUACUUGCGAACGUUUGGAUACACAGGCAUCACGCGGGCAAAGCGGCUUUGGCUUCUCAUUUCACACAUUCAAUCAUUUUGAGAGAGAAGACGCGAUCGAGUGAAUCUCCAAACCCUGGCCAGCAGCCAGCUCAGAGGAGGCGGAAAAUGAACGUGUUCGCAGGAACUUCUUUUGCAUGGUCUCUCCCAAUCGUACUAUAUUCAGCGACGAUGUUUUGUGAGCUUUGAAGCACCUGCGCGAGAAAGGGGGUGCACCUUGUGAGUUAGUUGGCCGAGACCUCAGUUCGUGACCUCAAUCCUUGUGUUGAGGGUUUUCCGCAGGGAACUUUCGCCAAGCAAUCAUGAAUGCUGACCCAGCGUCUGUACCUUUGGAGGGCCAGAAGAGCGAUGCUCACAUGAUCCACUUUCCCAACAGUGAGAAACCAGCAGCUGGGAAGUAUCACGGCAUCAUCCCAUUUGAGAUUGCAGAGGGCCAUGACUUCUUCAACAAGAACAAGGGAAACAAGUACAUGGCAGCCCUGAAACCCUUGAAGCAAGCAAAUCUGAUACCGGAGGGGACGUACAUCUAUGAUGCAAGCCAUCCCUUGCGGUUGCUCCUCCGUCUGCCAGGGACGGCGGUUUUGGAGACGCUCAAGAGUUACUCCUUUUGGAUGGUCAUGUUGACCCACCUCAUCCUUGUAAUACUGUACUACAAAGUGGACUUCCAGCAUACCAGGAUCGACUCUUCCAACACGCCUGCCACUCAACGGUCACAAUGGCCCUUCCUGAGGACUACCACCUACAGCGGUUUCCUGGCGACGCUUGUCUCGUUCUGCCUCGUUUUCCAAACCACGCAGAGCUAUAAUCGGUACUUCAAGCAGUAUGAGGCGGUCGUGGAUAUGCGGCGGGGCGCCAUCUCCUUCCACCAGCAUAUUCGCUCCCUCUUCGCGGACGACGCUUUCCCUGGCGCCAGAGAGAUGCGCAUGAAGCUCCACAAGUACUGCCUUGCGCUUUUUUACUGCACCUACGGGUGGUUCCCGCACUACCAAGAGAAGAGCCUUAACAUCUGGGUAUUCAACUAUAUGUGUGAGCUGGAGCUGUUCACACCGGAGGAGAAAGCGGAGCUGCUCAGCCUGUCAAAGACGUCCAAGCCGCAUCAAUGGGUUUCGAAAUGGCUGACGUACACGUUAUACCAGGAGCAUAAGCGCGGCCAUUUGACAGCGAGGUCGCUGGACCGCCUGCUUGGGUACACUGGGAAAAUCGGCAUGAACAUCAAUAUGCUGUUUGAGCACGUGCAGAUGCCGGUGCCCUUUGCCUUCUACCACCUGCUCAACCUGAUGGCUAUUGGUUACCUGCUCUUGCUGGCCUACACUCAGGUAUCGGCGUCCUACUUCUACAGCUUGGUCCCCUUGGCCCUGACUACCUUGGUCACGCUCGGGAUCCGUGAGCUUUCCAACGCCCUCGCCGAUCCGUUUGGCCGCGAUGAGACGGACAUCCCGAUCCUCGACUACGUUGCGAAGUGGCACGCGGAGUUCGACGAGCUCCUGGAUUACGUGCCUCCCGGUGUUGCUCACGAGGAGGCUGCCGUAGAAAGCAACACCGCGACCGCAUAAGCUUAACGCUAAGGGUAUACGUACGUAAGCUUAGUCUCUAUGUAGGGGCGUACAUGGAGUGGAAGACGUGAUGAAAGUUGCGAGACUUGUGAGUCAAGGUGAGCUUAGACAUUGACAUGAAGGUAGACGUUGACCAGAGACCUGAGUUAGGCAGGGUCAACCGGAUCGAACAGUGGUAGCUCUUGCUUUGAGUUUAAUAGUAAUGAUGAAUGGUAGAAUAUCGUGUAGACACUGAAGUAAACGCAAGUUUCUAGUUUAGUUGCAAAGGCAUGCCGCCGUCCUACGCGUGACCACAGGAGUUAGUGGCGUUUAUGUCAGGUGCCACGUAGCUUGCAGGUUGAAAGAACACAAAUGGUGACGGAGAAGGUCCGCCCCCAACGCCACGUCACGAUUUCGAGCCAUAAGAUGACUGACGCAGCUACGGCGAUCGGAUUUGUCCAAUGGAUCAAAAGGCCUGAUUCCCA